AUGCAUGAAGAUAGCAAUUCAUCUUUAGGCUUAUUACAUUCAGAAACUCUUUCAGAGUUUUCUGAUUGUCCAUCUGAUAAAUCUAUAUCUGCAUUAAAUAAAUCUGAUUUGAAAUUUAUUAACGAGAUUGAUGAAGCAAGUUAUUCCAAAAAUGAAAAAUCCUUGGAUAUUAUGAAGAAUAUAAAUAAUCAUUCAAUAAUUGAUAAUAAUAACCUGUCUUUCAAUAACAAAAUAUUUAACGACUAUACAAAUAUAAACAAUUAUAAUUCACAUCCUAAUUUGGAUGUAAAUUCAAAUAACCAGAUAAGUAUAUUUCAAAAACUAAAAGAUAGUUCUCUAAUUGAUGAAGACAAUGAAUCUGUAAAUGAGAUUAAAUUAAAUGAUUCUGAUUUAGAUGAGUUAAAUGAUAGUUUGGUUCAUGAUUCUUUGGAAUCAAACUUAUCAGAUGAUGAAACAAUAACUUCAAAUAAACAAAAUGUAAAUCCUUUCACAUUUAAUCAAUCCCAAAAUGAAUCUAAUUCAUUGUUAGAUAGAUUUUUUUAUUCAGAUCUUAAUAAGGAACAUAGAAUUGACAAAGAGUGCUUUACAAAUGAUGAUCAAAAUGAAAUAUUUUGCCAUGCCCAAAGCAUCUUAGACAAUGACUCCAUGGAAUUUAGACUGCAAAAUCUUGGCAAUUUAUCAAACCUGAGUAUUUCCAAGGGUAAUGAUUUCGAAAAUUAUCGUUUCGCCGAAAAUGAUCGUAGAAUCUUAUAUCAAGAAGAAAACUCACCUCCCAAUGAUCAGAGCCAAUCUAGAAGCUUUACAAAAACUGCCGCUAUGCAAAAUGAUAAGGCAAAUCUCUUGAAUAUUGGAUAUAAUAACAUUUCUUCUUUUUUGCGUUUGGGGUCCGAGCCUUUAGGCUACCUAAAUAACACCGAUGGAUUGAAUGGCCUGACCGACGAGCGAAAAUGUCAGAUCAGGCCCAAGUUCGGUAGCCUCUCCAUAAACUCGCCUCAGAAUGAUCACACGCCUCUUCCUCUUUACGUUUCCGAUCUGGACUCCACUUCCAAACAUUGCAUGAAGCAAAAUUUUAACAAAUCUCCCCAUUCAAAACUUAACAUCGUAAACGCUAUCCUGGUAGAUCAGCAAGUUAUUAAUAAAUCAGAUUUUCAAAAUGCUGAUAUUAUGGAUCGGAAUAUUAAUCACGGUCCUUAUGGCGAUUCUAAUUAUAAAUUUAAAAAAACGCACAAUGAUAACAGCGAUAUUGACCUUAAUAACCAAAGUAAUCACGCCAUACCUAAUAAAGCUGGAGUAAAGUUCCAAGUUUCGCCGCCGUCAACACCAUCUCGUGUUUCAAGAGCCCGGGUUCUCCGAAGUACGAACCAUACCCCUUCAUCGAAUAUACUCACUAACAGCUCUAAUGGGAAAUUCGUCGCCGAUCAUGGCCAACGACAAAACUUGUCCAAUAUACUCGAUUUCACUAUGCCUAAUUGCAACCAAGAUUUUGCUUCAAAGGCCUCAAAAAUAUCAACCCCUUUAGAACGAUAUAAUGGAAAUAUAAUUGUCAAAAAAACUCGAAAUGAUAAAUUCGAUAAUGACAAGUUCUCAAAAUUAGCGCCUUUUAAUGAAAACCAACGAGAUCCGAGUUACGGCAUUCUAGAAGCAAGCGCUGAGAGAUCUACUUAUCGUAGACGAGUUCGUAACUUUUCUGAUAAUGUAAACAAUUCAAUAAACGAAACAUUAUCAGCUAAUCAAUCGACAAUUCAUGAAAAUAGACUUGGACCAAACCAAGAUGCUAGCAUGAAUGGAGACGUCUUAGAUCUUAGAUACCUCAUGCCAACAACAAAGAUCCAUCAUUUGGACACAACCCAUGAAAAUGGUUGUGACGAUGAUGACAUGAACGUGUUAAUGCCUUAUAAGGGUGCUAACCCACAUAUAGUUGAAAAAAACCCACAUCUUAUGCAAUCACAAUAUCCCGCUAAUCGGGGAGAUGCUUUAAACUCACCUCAAACAUACCAAUUUAGAAUGAAAGUUCCGGAGCAAAUAAAUUUUUUCCAGAGUUGUGAAUUGGGCGCACAAGUUUCAACAUCUUUUCCUAUCACUAACCAAGAUUCUCAGAUAGGCGUUGAAAUUUCGAAGAUUGAUUUUGACGGGCACCCAAUAUUUAGCUUGGAUAAUUCUAUGCAAUUACCUUUGGUAGUUCCUCCGGGAAUUACACGAUUCCUAAAGAUAAAUUUCAACCCAACGAUCCCUGCAAAUUUUAAAUCAAGCCUUACAUUUAUAAUAUCUGCCAUAUUGAAUUGUAACAAGGUUAUGGAGGAGAACAUAGAAAAGACAAUUAAUAUUCCCAUCUUCGCCAAAUGUCAAACACCAAACAUAAAUGUCUCAAAUCUUAGCCACGACCAUUUGUUAAACUUUGGUUAUACAGAUCAACCAUCUUUUGACCAAAAGAAACAACAUUUCGAAAUAUCAAAUUCCAACUAUUACAUUCUACCUUUAACGAUAUCGAUUGAAAACGAUAAAGGCGAUUCAAAGCCUUUCAGUUACGCAUUUGUUGAAGACGGAUUAAAUAACCUUAACCAACUCAUUCAUCAAUGUUAUCAUAUUUUAAAUGUUACUUUAAACCCGGGCGAAUCUCGUAUUAUAACUGUUGGUAUUAUACAAAACUCCAAUAAAACAUUUGAGUUAAAAGACUGCGUACGACUUUCAAACAUAUGCAAAAUAAAUUUCGCACAAAUGGAUAUAACGUUGAAAGAAAUACUAAUUACCGGCUUAUUGGGACCAUUAAUAGUCAAUAUGUUUGAACCAUCUAUUAAACAAUUUAAGCCCCUUGAUGAAUCAUCGAUUGAAUUGAGAAUGGUCCCUCAAUCACAUUUCUCCAUCCUUAGAUUCUUUUCCUGCGACACAAAAUCUUUGGCCGCCUCUAACUAUUCUCGCAAGUCUUCGACGGAAAAACUUGAUCAAACUACUCCUACGAAAUACGUAGCCCGAAUCGCAUACUGGAAUAAUUUGUUAGAGUUGAAGCUUUUAAGUCCUAAUAAUGUCAGUUCUGAGUGCUUGAAAUUAAUCUACGAUGAAGUCUCAAAACAUGAAAGCCACCCUGAUAUAUAUAAUGGAAGCUUCAUAAAAGAUGCCCGAAGUUGUUACUAUUUAAUUCAAAUAUAUCCGGGUCAGUUCAUUGAUAUUGGAGUCAGAUUAAAGUCUUUAGACUCUCUAAAGAUAUUAAAAUCCCAUUUUUCGGAUCAGGAUUUAAAAACAACGCUACUCAUCAAAAAUAGCCUAAACACCCUUACACUAUAUAGCGUACCUAUAUCGAUAAUAUUAAACAUGGGCGAGCGACAUUCAUCGCCACCUCAAAAAUCUAACCUUAUUAACCAGAAUCCCAUUUCGCAAUAUUCUAGCAAAUCAACUCCUAGCCAAAAACUAAAUUCCAAAAAUAAAAUUGACAUGGACAAUGUCGAUAAUAAAAUUAAUCCCGAUGAUUUACAAUUAGACGAGUACAUCGCGGAAAAAGCGUUGAAAGGGAUUAUGAAAGGAAUUGAGUCGGAAAGAUAUAAUAAUGAAAACUCCGCUGAUGAUCUGGACGAGUUGCUAGAUUUGAAGGAUGACGUAGGCAGUUCCAUCGAUUGCGCAAGUGGUUAUCUAUUUCAUGAAAAGAAGAGGGAUGGUCGUAAAGAUUCAUACAAAGAUGUUAAAGCAAUCAUACCAAAUCGUACUACUCAACAUAACGCUGCAAAAUUUUCUUCCAACAAAUUCUUAAGUUUUCCUCUCAAAUCGGAUCAUAAAAUUUUAAUUUGGGAUUCUGCCACGACAAAAUUAAUAAAUGAUAAAAACUCAUCGGUCCAAAGUUUCAAAAUAUUUUAUAAAAAUCCGAUUAACGACUUCGAAAAUCAUUUUGACAAAAAUACGAGUCUCAAGGCCUACAUAGCCAUUAAAUACAAUCAUUGUUACGCGGAAAAUGAUAAGUGGAUAAAGAAUAUAAAUGGUGACUUCGCAGUGUCUAAAUCUAAAAUUACUGAUUUUUGGGACUAUUUACUGAUCGCGCAUCAUGUAGCAAUAGAUCACAUCAUGAAAUAA
Messenger RNA from Gordionus sp. m RMFG-2023, 4056 nucleotides. RefSeq lists its product as uncharacterized. Bases 1 to 4056 code for a protein of 1351 amino acids. The record is from RefSeq and is a predicted model, not a curated record. Lineage: Eukaryota; Metazoa; Nematomorpha; Gordioida; Chordodea; Parachordodidae. The transcript is spliced from 20 exons.